AUGAUCUGGUUAUCAGAAAGACAAAAAUUCGGAGUUGGGUUCACAGCUGGAGGAAUCUUCUUUUUCUUCUUUGGAAUAAUAACAUUUUUCGAUUCAGGAUUCCUUGCUCUUGGUAAUAUACUUUUCAUCCUUGGGCUUAUCCUCAUCAUUGGUCCACAGCGUACCAUAUCAUUCUUCACCCGUCCCACCAAAAUCAGAGGCACGAUCUGUUUCGUAUUGGGAAUAUUGCUAAUCUUGGUAAAACAUCCAUUUGUGGGAUUCGUGUUGGAAAGUUUUGGGAUCUUGGGCUUGUUUGGAGAUUUCUUUGGCACCAUCGUUCAAUUCUUGAGAUCGAUUCCAUACAUUGGUGAUGUAUUGAGCCAUCCUUUAAUAGCUCCAACUAUAGAUCGUUUGGCUGGUAUUACUGAUGUAUUGCCAGUGUAA
Spathaspora passalidarum NRRL Y-27907 is the source of this 423-nucleotide messenger RNA. RefSeq lists its product as uncharacterized. Bases 1 to 423 code for a protein of 140 amino acids. Lineage: Eukaryota; Fungi; Ascomycota; Pichiomycetes; Serinales; Debaryomycetaceae. The transcript has 2 exons. Gene Ontology annotation, biological process: endoplasmic reticulum to Golgi vesicle-mediated transport; retrograde transport, endosome to Golgi. Gene Ontology annotation, cellular component: endoplasmic reticulum; COPII-coated ER to Golgi transport vesicle; Golgi cis cisterna. The record is from RefSeq and is a predicted model, not a curated record.